Brenthis ino (lesser marbled fritillary) is the source of this 1188-nucleotide messenger RNA. NCBI's taxonomy places the organism in Eukaryota, Metazoa, Arthropoda, Insecta, Lepidoptera, Nymphalidae. The record is from the annotation of a GenBank genome assembly.
AUGAUCACAAUGUAUUUUUGGUUUAAGCACACAGGCCUAAGAACAAAAAUGGCAAUCACAAGCUUGGACCCCGGACCAGGUGCUGCAGCUCUUCAGGCAUGGGGCGGUCAGAUGGCAGCCUUCGGCAGCAACGAAACAGUUGUCGACAAAGUACUACCAGACAUGCUGCAUCUGAUUGACCCUCAUUGGUAUCAAUUCCCACCCAUGAACCCACUAUGGCAUGGCCUACUUGGCUUUGUUAUUGGUGUCUUGGGUUUCAUCUCCGUCACAGGAAACGGCAUGGUCAUUUACAUUUUCACAACCACUAAGACCCUCAAAACACCAUCAAACAUACUUGUCGUCAAUCUAGCAUUCUCCGACUUCCUUAUGAUGGCAAUGAUGGCACCGCCUAUGGUGAUAAAUUGUUAUAACGAAACAUGGGUAUUCGGACCGUUAGCGUGUCAACUAUACGCAUGCGCGGGUUCACUAUAUGGAUGCGUUUCAAUCUGGACUAUGACGAUGAUCGCUUUCGACCGCUACAAUGUGAUCGUAAAGGGUAUCGCCGCAAAGCCAAUGACAAUCAAUGGCGCUAUUCUCAGGGUAUUUGGAAUUUGGCUUUUCUCUCUCGCAUGGACUGUUGCACCUUUGUUCGGAUGGGGCCGAUAUGUACCUGAGGGCAACAUGACCGCCUGUGGAACUGACUACUUCGACAAGUCCUGGUCAAACCGCACCUACAUCAUGCUCUACUCCGUUGCCUGCUACUAUCUGCCACUCUUCCUCAUAAUCUACUCCUAUUUCUUCAUUGUUCAGGCUGUAGCAGCUCACGAGAAGGCUAUGAGGGAACAGGCCAAGAAGAUGAAUGUUGCUUCUCUUAGGUCAUCGGAUCAGGCGAACACCAGCGCUGAGUGCAAAUUGGCGAAGGUAGCUUUAAUGACCAUUUCACUAUGGUUCAUGGCAUGGACACCAUACUUGGUGAUCAACUAUGCCGGAAUCUUCGAAACCAUGACAAUCAGUCCUCUCGUUACAAUCUGGGGAUCUGUCUUCGCCAAGGCUAAUGCUGUCUAUAAUCCUAUUGUAUACGGUAUCAGCCACCCGAAAUACCGCGCGGCUUUGUACGCGAGGUUCCCGGGUCUCGCAUGCCAGCCCGCGCCCGAAGAGAACGGCUCAGUGGCGUCAGCCGCGACUGCCACCGAGGAGAAGCCUUCGGCG